ACUUUGGCAGGCCUGCCAGAGACCCAUCAACCUCCUCGCGAUGCUGCAUCGUCGAGCAGGCUGGCGGAUUGUUUUUGUGUGGCGGCUGUCGUGAGAUUUCGGACGUGAGGCAUGCCGCAUUUGUGACGAUCGACGAUAAUCACGGUGGACUGAGAGAAUCCCGUCUCCGGAAUGUGCGAUAACUUUUGGGAACCCUUGGCCGAGAUCUACAUCGCGGAUCGGGAGUCCUCCGAUCCCGAUGAUUACAUUUACUGUCUUUGCAGCCGAAUAUUUAUCCGGAAUCCUGAGAUUUAUACUGUCUUAGCUUCAGAAGAUGCUAGCGAAGGAGAAGAUGGUGACAGGGAUUAUGUCGGGGAAAUGGUAGAUCUUUGCAAGGGAUCUGGAGUAGAGACACAAUCUAUAGAAAAGCAUGAUGAAGAACCAGUAAGCUGUUAUUGUAGCGCCUCUCACACAGAUAAUAAUUAUUCUACGGACGAACAUGACUCCGUACGCGAUUCGGCUCACUGGCCCACUGCACAUUCCUUGACUCAGAAAUUAGGUCUACACCAAUCGGAUUCUGGUGCAGAUUUAUCUGAAUAUCAUGAUCAACAUGAAGCAAAAAGUAUACAGAAUCUUGUAGCAUCUUAUGGAAAAACUUUCCAAACUAUAGAGACUGAGGUUGAAAACAAUUGUGAAAAUGUAGAAUUACUGGCAGAGUAUAAACAUACAGAUGACAAGGAGUCAAUGGUACAAAACUUAUCAGAUAGUACCGCUGUAUUAAAUACAGAAGGAUACAACAAAGAUCUCAUUACACAAUAUGAUUAUGAUUCUUACGCUUAUCCCUGUUCUACAGAUUAUGGAAAUAAUAAGAGUGCAAUGGACAUAGCAUGGGGCAAAUUUUGGGCUAAACAUGGAGAGCAAUUAAUCUGGGCAUCCUGGAUCGAAAAAUACGCAGAUUAUAUCAAUCCUGAUUAUUUUCAAAAUAAUGCACGCACAAUAGAAGACGAAAAAUUACAGGAUGCAGAGAUUAAUGAAAUAGCCAUAGAAAGAUAUUUCGAACAAAAUACGUGUUUCCCGACGCAAGCACAUAAGAAUUGCGAACUUGUACGUUCUAACUUUGCAGGGAUUUUCAACAAAAGUUAUUCAAGCGACAGCGAAUUAAAGCCAGCAGCAAUAUCUUCCUCGAACACUAGCUUCUCGUUUGAACAGAUGAAUAGACAAGAGGUUAAUGACAAAGAUGCGGAUGAAAAUAGGAAAAAAAUUAUCAGUUUUGAGAUAUCAGAAGACGGUGAUGGUUGGAAUCCCUUAAGUCCACUCAGUAUAGAAGAAAAUUAUGUUCACCAUUCUAAUGCAGAAGACGAAAGAUUAUUAACGAGAUGUGACUCCAUUAGUGGUUCGAUAGCAAAAACAAAUGCAACUUCCGAUUCCAUGACUAAUGUUACUAAAAUGACAUUAACUAGUUCCAGUUGUGAUUCCAAUUCUGUUCAUUCGUCUAGUCUCAUCACUUCCGUUACGAGUUCUAUAGAAAGCAGUAUGACUAGUAGUAGUUCCGAUCAAGAAAACGAAUUUUCAGUAGAAGAUAACGAUAAAUAUUGGCAACAUCUGUGGAAGGAAAAUUUUGAAACGCAAUAUCAAAGACAGUACGAAUUAUUCAUAGCAAAUUAUAAAAAGGAACAUUUAAAACGGAACAAUUUAAAUCAGGAUUAUUUGUAUUUUAACACGUUGAAUGAACCAAUUGGGGAUUCAAUUGUACUUCAACAAGAUGAAGAGGUAACACUUCAAGAAGAGAAGAAUAACGAAGAAGUUUCAAAGAUCGAUAUUUGUGAAAAUCAAAGAAAUGAGAACACAGAUGCUGUACAAAUUAAUUCAACUAUAUCAAAUAAAAUAAAUUCAUCUGGAAAUAAAAACUCGAGAAGGAACAAUGCCAAGUCUAAGUCGAAGACACAGAGGCUAAUUAUGGAUUCAGUAGGCGUACUUAUAAAGAAUUUAACAAUAAGAGUAGAAAAAAUGAAACCUGCUGAUGUUACUGAGGAAGAAGAAAUGCGAGAAGAACCGGAACAAAUUCAUGCUCAAGCUUUGAUAGUUACUGAAACCAAAAUGGAAACAGUGGCUUCCAGUAGCAAUUUUAAUAAUAAUCAUCAACAAAAGUCUUCUGAUGGAGGAGACGAAUUUCAUGAAGAGGUUCCAGAAAUUCAUAGACAAAGUUAUGAGGCUGAUUAUAAGGAUAAUGGAAAUGGUUUAGAAACCGUGAAAAAAGCCUUCUCAUUGAUGGGUUAUGCUAGCUUAAGUGAGGAUGAAAGCCAAAGAAAAUUGCAAGGCGAAGUUGUUUAUCGGAAGCGUAAUAUCAGGCGACAAAGUUUUCAAUUGAUGGCGGAACUUAAGCGAUUGAAGACUAUGUAUAAAACCACUCUUGAUGAUGCAGAAAUUGGCAAAUAUACAAAUAAGACAAACAAGUAUUUGUCAUGUGAAUCAUCAUCGAUACCAACAGAAGCAGAUGUACAAUAUAGCGAUAAAGGUUCCUACGCAAAAGCACAAGCUGCAUUUACAUCAAGCUCAGAUGAUGAAGAUAGCAUAAAGAAGAUGCAGAGGAAAAAAAGAAGGAAGCAGUUCAAACGAUUGAAUAAAAUUCUUCCGAGGGAAAUAGCUAAUGAUUAUAGACUAUGGAAGUAUUACAUUAAACGAUUUGGACUCUUCAGCAGAUAUGAGGAUGGGAUUAAAUUAGAUCGAGAGAGUUGGUUUUCUGUAACACCAGAAGAAAUAGCAAAAGAUAUAGCAGAAAGGUGUAGGUGCGACACAAUCAUAGAUGCAUUCUGUGGUGCUGGUAGCAACGCCAUUCAGUUUGCAUUUACAUGUGAAAGAGUGAUAGCCAUAGACAUCGAUCCUAAUAAAAUUAAAAUUGCUCGGCACAAUGCAGGAAUUUACGGUGUGGACGAUAGAAUAGAAUUUAUUACCGGUGAUUUCCUGCAAUUAGCACCACGUUUGGUUGCCGAUGUUGUAUUUUUAAGUCCGCCAUGGGGCGGCCCUGACUAUAUAAAAAGAAAAGUAUUUGAUCUCGAAAGUAUUAUACCUCCCGUUGGUGGAAAAGGUGUAUUUAAAGCAGCAAGAAAUAUCACGCAACAUGUGGCCUAUUAUCUUCCUAGAAAUACAGAUCCUCUACAGAUUAUCAUGUUAGCUGACAGGUAUGAUAGAGUGGAACUUCAGCAAAACAUAUUCAAUGGGAAGUUUACAGCUUGUACAGCUUACUAUGGUGAAUUGGCCAGAACGUAAUUUAAGCGAAGAAAUAAAAUAUAUCAGUAUACAUUUUUUCAAUAA
Pogonomyrmex barbatus (red harvester ant) is the source of this 3291-nucleotide messenger RNA. RefSeq names its product Trimethylguanosine synthase 1 (gene Tgs1). Lineage: Eukaryota; Metazoa; Arthropoda; Insecta; Hymenoptera; Formicidae. Gene Ontology annotation, cellular component: nucleus. The record is from RefSeq and is a predicted model, not a curated record. Gene Ontology annotation, biological process: 7-methylguanosine cap hypermethylation. Gene Ontology annotation, molecular function: RNA cap trimethylguanosine synthase activity.